Messenger RNA from Phodopus roborovskii (desert hamster), 2958 nucleotides. It is a transcript of the gene Erap1, whose product is annotated as endoplasmic reticulum aminopeptidase 1. Lineage: Eukaryota; Metazoa; Chordata; Mammalia; Rodentia; Cricetidae. The transcript has 18 exons. Gene Ontology annotation, molecular function: zinc ion binding; peptide binding; metalloaminopeptidase activity. Gene Ontology annotation, biological process: peptide catabolic process; proteolysis. The coding region runs from base 38 to 2863 and encodes 941 amino acids. The record is from RefSeq and is a predicted model, not a curated record. Gene Ontology annotation, cellular component: cytoplasm.
UUCUUUUAUUGUGCCUGUAGGUAAUUUGAGCAAGGAGAUGAUGCCUCUGUCUCUCAAAUGGCCACUUGAAAACAUACCUUCUCUACUUUCCUUACUAUUGGUGUUUUUAGCUGUGUCAUCUCUUUCUUGGUGUCAGAGUAGUGAUACAGCAUUUCCAAAAGCAAGUAAUGGGGCCCCAUUUCCUUGGAAUAAUGUGCGACUUCCUGAGCAUAUCAUUCCAAUUCAUUAUGAUCUCAUGAUCCAUGCAAACCUCAGCACUCUGACCUUCUGUGGAACAACAGAAGUAGAAAUCAUAGUCAGUCAGCCCACCAGCACCAUUAUCAUGCAUAGUCACCAGCUGCAAAUAUCUAAGGCCACCCUCAGGAGAGCUGCUGAAGACAAGUUGUCUGAAGAACCACUGAGCAUCCUGGAGUACCCUGCUCACGAGCAAAUUGCACUGCUGGCUCCCCAGCCACUCCUUGCUGGACCAGUGUACACAGUUAUCAUCACCUAUGCUGCCAACCUGUCUGAGAGCUUCCAUGGAUUUUAUAAAAGCACCUACAGAACCCAUGAAGGGGAGACUAGAAUACUUGCAUCAACACAGUUUGAACCCACGGCUGCUCGAAUGGCCUUUCCCUGCUUUGAUGAGCCUGCACUCAAGGCAAGUUUUUCCAUCAAGAUAAGGAAAGAUCCAAGGCAUCUGGCCAUCUCCAACAUGCCCUUGGUGAAAUCUGUGAAUGUUGCCGAAGGACUCAUAGAAGACCAUUUUGAUGUCACUGUGAAGAUGAGCACCUACCUGGUGGCCUUCAUUGUUUGCGAUUUUAAAUCUGUGAGCAAGACAACUAAGAGCGGAGUCAAGGUCUCUGUAUAUGCUGUCCCAGACAAGAUACAUCAAGCAGAUUAUGCUCUGGAUGCUGCAGUCACUCUUCUAGAAUUCUAUGAGGAUUAUUUCAGUAUUCCAUAUCCUUUACCCAAGCAAGAUCUUGCUGCAAUUCCUGACUUUCAGUCUGGUGCGAUGGAGAACUGGGGCCUGACCACAUACAGAGAAUCCUCUCUGUUAUAUGAUAAGGAAAAGUCUUCUGCAUCCAGUAAGCUUAGUAUCACAAUGACUGUGUCCCAUGAACUUGCUCACCAGUGGUUUGGGAAUCUGGUCACCAUGGAAUGGUGGAAUGACCUUUGGCUCAAUGAAGGAUUUGCCAAGUUUAUGGAGUUUGUGUCUGUCACUGUGACCCACCCUGAACUGAAAGUUGAAGAGCAUUUCUUUGGCAAGUGUUUUAAUGCAAUGGAAAUAGAUGCAUUCAACUCCUCACACCCUGUAUCCACACCUGUGGAGAAUCCUGCACAGAUUCGGGAGAUGUUUGAUGAUGUUUCUUAUGAAAAGGGUGCUUGUAUUCUGAAUAUGCUAAGAGAUUAUCUGGGUGCAGACACAUUUAAAAGAGGAAUUGUGCAGUAUCUUCAGAAGUAUAGUUAUAAAAACACAAAAAAUGAGGACCUGUGGAACAGCAUGGCAAGUAUUUGCCCCACAGAUGGCACGCAAACAAUGGACGGCUUUUGCUCUAGAAGCCAACACUCAGCAUCAACAUCACACUGGCAUCAUGAAGGCAUAGAUGUGAAAGCCAUGAUGAACACAUGGACACUGCAGAAGGGCUUUCCUCUGAUAACUAUCACUGUAAGAGGGCGAAAUGUGCACAUGAAGCAAGAACACUACAUGAAGGGUUCUGAAAGUAUCCCAGAGACUGGGUACCUGUGGCAUGUUCCACUGACAUUUAUUACCAGCAGGUCAAACUCUGUCCAGAGGUUUUUGCUGAAGACAAAGACAGAUGUGCUCAUCCUCCCGGAAGCAGUGGAGUGGAUCAAAUUUAAUGUGGACAUGAAUGGCUAUUACAUUGUGCACUAUGAGGAUGAUGGAUGGGACUCUCUGAGUGGCCUUUUAAGAAGGGCACACACGACGAUCAGCAGUAAUGACCGGGCAAGUCUCAUCAACAAUGCAUUUCAGCUUGUCAGCAUUGGAAAGUUAUCGAUUGAAAAAGCCCUGGAUUUAACCCUGUACUUGAAAAAUGAAACAGAAAUUAUGCCUGUCUUCCAAGGUUUGAAUGAACUGAUACCUAUGUAUAAGUUAAUGGAGAAAAGAGAUAUGAAUCAGGUGGAAUCUCAAUUUAAGGCCUUCCUGCUCAGGCUGCUGAAGGACCUUAUUGAUAAGCAGACAUGGGCAGAUGAGGGCUCUGUCUCACAGAGGAUGCUCAGGAACCAGCUCCUCCUCCUCGCAUGUGUACGCAAGUAUCAGCCCUGUGUGCAGAGGGCAGAGGGCUAUUUCAGAGAGUGGAAGGCAUCCAAUGGAACCCUGAGCCUCCCUGUCGAUGUGACCAUGGCAGUGUUUGCUGUGGGGGCCCAGAACACAGAAGGCUGGGAUUUUCUUUAUAGUAAAUAUCAGUCGUAUUUGUCUGCUACUGAAAAAAGCCAAAUUGAAUUUGCCCUCUGCACAAGCCAAGACCCGGAAAAGCUUCAGUGGCUUCUAGAGCAAAGUUUUAAGGGAGAUACAAUAAAAACUCAGGAAUUUCCACAUAUUCUCAUACUAAUUGGCAGAAACCCAGUGGGCUAUCCAUUGGCCUGGAAGUUUCUGAGGGAAAAUUGGAAUAAACUUGUACAAAAAUUUGAACUUGGCUCAUCGGCCAUAGCUUACAUGGUAAUGGGAACAACAAACCAGUUUUCUACCAGAGCACGUCUUGAAGAGGUAAAAGGAUUCUUCAGCUCUUUGAAAGAAAAUGGCUCUCAGCUCCGUUGUGUUCAACAAACCAUUGAGGCUAUUGAGGAAAACAUACGAUGGAUGGAUAAGAAUUUUGAAAAAAUCAGAUUAUGGCUGCAAAAACAAAAGCUGGAAAUGUGACAGUUUGUUUCUUACCAAGUUCCUGUGAUUUAUAAUCAGCAAAAUUUUGUUCAAUUUGAGUACUUUCAAACUAAAGAUGGUUGUUUUGGCUCUCA